Microplitis demolitor is the source of this 1577-nucleotide messenger RNA. Its product is annotated as NEDD4-like E3 ubiquitin-protein ligase WWP2. The coding region runs from base 248 to 1405 and encodes 385 amino acids. The transcript has 7 exons. The record is from RefSeq and is a predicted model, not a curated record. Gene Ontology annotation, molecular function: protein binding; molecular adaptor activity. NCBI's taxonomy places the organism in Eukaryota, Metazoa, Arthropoda, Insecta, Hymenoptera, Braconidae. Gene Ontology annotation, biological process: hippo signaling; apoptotic process; regulation of cell population proliferation.
UUUUUUUUUUUUUUUAUUUAUGACAAAAAAAGUGGAAUGUGUUAUCUAUUUAAUUGUUUUAGUUUAUUAUCAAAACAAACCAAAAAUAAUUAGUUAUUAUACUGACUGAAGAUUCUUAAAAUGAUAACACGAAGUAAAAAUAAUUUUUGAAUUUUUAAUGAUAACCCAUUUUACUUUACAAACUUUAUUUGUUUAAUUAAUAAUAUUAAUUAUUAUUAUUUUAUAAAGUAUUAAAAUUUAAAAAAAAAUGUUAUCGCGUAAGAACAAAGAUUUAAGAACAAUCAAAGAAGGCGUAGUGGGUAAAUAUGUAAAGAAAGAAACUCCACCUGAAAUGCCAAUCAUUAAUGUCUGGACGACUGAACCCAACAGAAGAAAUAGAAGACAACACAAUCAAGCAGCAAUUCCUGCGACAAUGCCAGUACCUCAGCAACCGAGUAUGGUACAAAAAUUCGGCAACACAAAAACGACGACAAGUGCAGUAGGUUUAGGAAGUCAUGAAGGAAAGUAUACACCAAAUAGCUCUGUCCCUGAUUUAGCUCAAAGAUUUGCUAGUCUAUCUGUUAAUCCUGGUGUUAUUGAAGGUGCGGUGUCAAGAACAGCUACGCCUUCAUAUCAUCCAAGAUUAUCACCAACAAUAUCAUCAUCACACACUUAUGUCAACCAGUAUGCUGGUUCAGAGUAUCAUCUUGAUCGUGUCCAGACACCACAGUUGCCUUACAUACCUUUUGAAAGUGAUGGAGCUUUUGAUGACUUCAACAAAGCUUACAAUCCUGAGUACAGUCGAGCACAUUCAGAGAGAUCGAGUUCUCGUAAUGAACAACCAGCAGAGUUGCCAUUACCGCCAGGAUGGUCAGUUGAUUUUACAUUGAGAGGAAGAAAGUAUUAUAUUGACCAUAAUACUAAAACUACUCAUUGGUCCCAUCCUCUGGAGAAAGAAGGACUACCGACUGGUUGGGAAAGAAUUGAAUCACCUGAAUAUGGUGUUUAUUAUGUCAAUCAUAUAACUAGACAAGCGCAGUAUGAACAUCCUUGUUAUCCAUCAGAACUUCAACAGCAAAUACGUGUCGUAUCACCACCCCGUCACACUCAUUUCCAUUCCCACAGUGUGUUGGUACCAGCGAAUCCCUAUUUGAAUGAAGAAAUUCCUCAUUGGCUGUAUGUGUACAGCAGAGCAUCAAUAACUCUUGACAGAAAAUUACGAUGGGAAUUAUUUCGUCUGCCAGAACUUGAUUGUUUCAAUGCGAUGCUCACUAGACUUUACAAACAAGAACUAGAGGAAGUUGUUAUGAGAUAUGAAGAAUAUCGGUCAGCGCUGCUCUGUGAAAUGGAGCAAAGAUUAAAAGAACUAAAUCCUGAGAAUGAAUCAUCAGCAGGCGCAGUAGCUUUACGUCGUUCUUUGCCUUAAUUUAAAUACUACUAUUUAAUUGUACAUAAAAAAUUAUUCAUCACUUGAUAAAUAAUAUAAUUUCAAGUAUUUAAAGUUAUAUGAAAUAUCAGUUAAAAAAUCCAAUAAUAUUUUUUAAAUAUAAAUUUAAUUUUAAAAUAAAAACAGUAUUGUAAAUUGUAAUUAUCAACUA